GGGGCUGUCACCCCACUGCACCCCACAUCCACAUGCGUGUCCAUGAGCACGGCAGUGCCCACGCUCGCUCACAUGGGCAAUGCUGUUCCAUCCCCAGGGCAUCAUGAAACAGACUUCCGCCUCCUUAUCCAGCCAGCAGAUCGCUGGGGAGGCAGCGGUGAGGCCCGGGAGCCUGUGCAAGCUGAAGGCCCCAGGGAAAUGCCUGUGCUGCUCCCACUGCUUUAACUGCUGCCUCGCCGGAUGAGAUCCUUCUAUAGGGACUGAGAUCCUUCUAUAGGGACAUGGUGCUCCAUCACAUGGAGGGGAGCUGCGGAGAUGCUCCUUUUUGGGUGAAGGGAUGAACCUUGGCUCAUUAAUGCUAGGGACAGCCGUGGGGCUUCCCUGGAGCACGGCACUGCUGGAUGAGCCCUGCAGGGGCAGUGGAUGGGGAAAUCAGGGAUGAGGCCCAGCUGCAGCACGAGGGGUCAGGGUGUGGAGAGCAGAACUUGUGGCUCUCAGCCUCCCUGCAAGGCUCCACCCCCACUCUCCUGCGACUUUCAUAACCCAGCGUGCUGCCACGUGUCUGCACAGACCCCGGCUGCCUUGGGGGACACGGGGCUCAUCCUGUGCUCCAGCUGAUAUGUCCAAGUCAGUACGCUGAGGGCAGGAUGGGAAAAGAGGGCUAAGCAGUGCAGGGAGCUGUAGAACCUGCCCCAUGGACAAGGGGUGGCCCUGGCACAUGGAAAAGCGAUGGCAGAUUGAGUUUUAGAUGGGGUGCAGCAAUCCACCUUGGAGUUAACACAGGCUGCCUUGUCCUCGCCGCACUGUGACACCAAAUACUUCAACUGAGGUGUAGCCCUCGAGCUCAUGCACCUUCCUCUCCUAUGUAGGAACAGUGGGACAGAGCUGUCGUCUCCCUCUGCAGGCAGCAGGUCUGGAAAGAUGACUCGCUGCCAGGUGGUUGCCAUCCUCCUGCUUUCCUUCCUUCCCAGGACCGCAGCUGGGAGUUCGCUUCCCACCCUCGUUCCUCGGUCCACGGUGCAGCUGGGCAGAGCGCGGUUCUCGGCACGGCCCAUGCUGGAGUUGGCUACACGCUGUGACCAGGCGUGUGUCCGGAGGGAGGCCGUCCUGCUCCCCCAGGACUUCCAGGAGUACCUCUUUUAUGAGACACUGUACGCCAACGGCACCCGCACUCUCACCACGGUGGAGCUGAGCCCCAGUGAGGGCAGCACAGAGAGGAGGUGGCCGAGGAGGCGCACGCGGCGCAAGCGACAGAUUUACGGCACGGAUGGGCGGUUUUCCAUCAGUGGGAACCACUUCCUGAUGGACUAUCCCUUCUCCACCACGGUUAAGAUCUCCACGGGGUGCACGGGGGUGCUGGUGUCUGAGCAGCACGUCCUCACGGCUGCCCACUGCGUCCACGAUGGCCGAGACUAUGUGAAGGGUGCCAAGAAGAUCAAGGUGGGCUUCCUGACGCCAGCCAAUGGCACGGGGAGGCCGGUGAUGCGCUGGGCUCGUGUGCGGCGCACGCAGGUGCCCAAGGGUUGGAUCCAGAGCCUCAACUCGCUCAGCAUGGACUAUGAUUACGCCCUUUUGGAGCUGCGCAAACCACACCGGCGCCUGCACAUGGAGCUGACGGUGGCUCCGGCAGCGGAGGAAAUGGCUGGGAAGAGGAUUCAUUUCUCAGGGUUUGACAGUGACCGGCCAGGAGAGCUGGUGUACCGCUUCUGUGGGGUGGAGGAUGAGACGGCACACCUCAUCUACCAGCACUGUGAUGCCAGGCCUGGCGCAUCCGGCUCUGGGGUGUAUGGCAAGGUGUGGGAUCCCGUGCAGCACAAGUGGGAGAGGAAGGUGAUCGGCAUCUUCUCUGGGCAUCAGUGGCUGGAAGUAGGGGGGGAGCAGCACGACUAUAACGUUGCUGUUCGCCUGACUGCUCCCAAGUUUGCUCAGAUUUGUUAUUGGAUCAGAGGGGACUAUAAAAGCUGCCAAAAUGAAUGAGAACUGGAGCCUUCCUCCUCUUCUCCCCAGUGCAGACAGCUCUGAGUGUGGUGUUUGUGAGUGAGAAUGAGUGUGAGGAGGAGCAUUGCCUGCCAGAACUGCUCCGCUGCUAAACUUAAUUCUAUCCUGGAGUGACAGGGUCUCUGCUACACACAUAGGAUCCAGUGGAGAGACCCAGCUAAGCCUGAAGAGUGUGUAAGCUCUUUUGGUGAACUCAGCAUCGGACUUCUUUGCUAGAGAGUCAGGUCUGGGCUGCUACCAGCAGCAGGUUAACUGCUAGCAGCUCUUAGAGUCAGUCACUGCAUGCCUGUUUCCCAGCUGCACUGUUUCCCUUGGGUCACUUCAGGUGUCUCGGUUUGCUGGCUGUGCUGCCCUGCUCGGCACUGCCCCAGUUCUGUGAGGACAAAGGACUUUUUCUUCUAACAGCGCCUUUGUGUGACUGAUGAAAGAUGCCUGAAAAGCAACCCUGGAGCCUGCGGUUUUUGGGCACAGUGCUCCAGCAAGGAGCGCAGCCAGGGCAGGGGGGGCUCCUCCAGCAUGCUGGCAGCGCUGGUCUUUGAUCACACCCCUGGCAAGGGAUGUUCUUCUGACUGAUGCAGUGUGGUGCCAUGUAGGUACCUACAUGCUGCAGCACAGGCUAAGAGCUAGGAUUGCCUACUUACUUGUAAACCUUCUCAUCUCUCUUUAAUUCUCUGUGGGAUGGGUGGCUUUAGAAGAAAGGCAUUUACUGCAGCUGUAGUAUUUGAGAUGGAUUCUUUUAAACAAAUACAUGUAUUUGAAUAAAUGUCAGCACAAAUCUCUUUGCAAAUGUUAUGCUGAAAAGGGAAUGGUGCACAGCUUGCCAACACUGGUCUGGGACCUGCUGAAGGAGGGAGGUACUCUCCCUCCAGGCAGAGAUGAGCAGGACAUGCAGACCUGUGCAGAGAAGAAAUUGCAGUAUCUUGAGAAGCAGGGACAGACAUGCCUGCCACAGUCAUGAAACAGCCCACGCAGGUGCUCGACUAAACAGAUUUCUACAUGUUCUAUCACACACAUAGGAAUUACAUGACCAACAGGCCAUAUCAGGGGCAAACUGAGAGCUUGCCUUGUUUCCCUACCUCAUAUAAAUGAGAUUCUGUUGCUACUAGUAGAGUUUCACAGCAGAUUUCCCUGUUUUUCCUCACAUCUCCCCUUCUGCUAGCUGUUUGCCCAAGUAAUUUUUCUGUGUAAUCCAUACCUCCCCAAAGGACCUCAUGUGAUGCUGCUUUGCCAGGCUGGGCAGACAACUGCUUAGAUUUUUCCCUUUAAAUUCAACAUCCAGCUCCUUUUCACUGCAUCUCAGGGGGCAGCUCGUAUCACAGGCUUGUCAACUCUGUCAUUUCUUCAGUCAGGUGAGGUCUAAACAUGCAGCUCCUUCAAGACUUGUGACAGCUGUCAGAAUGUAGCAACCUGACUUGCAAAACAAGCAAGUAGGAAACAUUUCAAGACAUUAAUGCUACCAUCCCAUCUUCCUCAGCUGUGAGAGUUAAAAUAAUUUAAAUUACAAUGCCUGGUCUACACAUGGGUGUGCAACAGAACAGUAUGUAUUAUCUUGGAUGAGACAGCGCAUGAAAAAUCAUGAUUACAUACUACUGGACAAGGAGCAGCUACUAUUAUUUACAUCAUACUAAACCAAAUUAGUCAGAAUUUAAUUUGUCCAAUGAAAUCACUAACCCUGGCUGGGAGGUAUGGGGGGACAGAUCAGUGGGGGUUUUAAUCUUCUCGGGUCCCUUGUAUGGAUGUAGGAAAAAUUUAAGAGUAUCAGCCAUGCUUCUCUUAAAUGGGGAAGAAAGUCUAUCAUGAACACAGGGGAGGGAGUUUCUUGUUCCUUCUUCUCUGAAAUGCACAUUACACUUUUGUGUUGCUUCAUAUAUGUCUCACACUGUGGAACAAUUAACAAGAUCAAAAGUUUUCCCGGAAUCUGUUGGUAAGGAUUUCUUAUUCAGAGCAGUUGUACACUUUAUAAGCAGUUUCCCUCUGAUAUCAGCCAUCAGCUAUUGCAAAGCAGAAGAGGAAAAGCCAGUAGUAAGAGGGAAGCCAACAGAAAUACAGCAAGAUUUGUGCCCUCCUUUAGUAUGCCCUCCAUUUUGUUUGCAAGUGACAGCAACUUUAAAAUACCAUCAGGAAAUGUUCCCUUCAGCUCUUGUCAUAGAGCCAGAGAUUUUGAUGAACAGAUUGCAACAGGCACAGGACUCACUGUUUAUUUAAAAAAUUGAAAGAAACUUUUAACAAAAUCAUGCCGAACAGUGAGGAUCUGAAAAAGCAGGCAGCACUGGGGCAUCAUAAGAGAAAGGCUCUGCAGGCCAUGACCAACCCAAGGGCGAGAUGUACAGGCAAGCACCUCCAAGUGGACAGCGAGACCUUGCUCAGCUUCUCUCAUCCAAAUAGUGAAACUGCUUUGUAAGCAGAUGAGCUUGUAAGUUAGAACUCUGAAACUUCUGUGCAUCCCAACAAGGUGCCCGGGCACCCAGAGGGCUCCAACAGUGGCACAGUUCACAAAGUUUUAUCUGAGAGCAACCACAGCUGCAAUCAUGGCUUGGAAGAAGCCAACCACUUAGCUGUAAU
Molecule: messenger RNA, 4560 nt
Organism: Phasianus colchicus (ring-necked pheasant)
Lineage: Eukaryota; Metazoa; Chordata; Aves; Galliformes; Phasianidae
Product: serine protease 23-like
Biological process (GO): proteolysis
Molecular function (GO): serine-type endopeptidase activity
Source: RefSeq, a predicted model, not a curated record